AGAUUAUACUCAAAACCUUAGCUUUUAUUAUUUACUAACGAAAUCCCAACGAAAUGGGAAGAGGAAAACAGACAUGUGAAGGUAAACAACACUUCAGUCAUCCACACAUCUUGAUACCAAUUGUGAAUCCAACUGAAACACUUACUUGCAAUGCUUGUGAGCAACCAAACAUUACUAGUAAUUUCUAUGGUUGCAACACCUGCCAAUAUUUCCUCCACGAAAACUGCCUCAACGCUCCGCGUUUUCUAGAUCACUCAUCUCAUCCAUCCCACCACUUGACCCUUCUCCCAGCUCCAACUUACUCGAAUCGUUCUUUUACUUGCAAGGCUUGUGGCUCCGCUGGCAAUGGUUGUAGCUUUAGCUGUGCCUGUUGCGACUUUGAUAUCCAUGUGCAAUGUGCCCUUUUGCCCCAAACUGUUGUCCUUCCCCAGCAACAUCAUCAUGAACUUGAACUCAUUUUUGAAUCCCCUUAUGAUGAUGACGCCGAUGAAAGUACUGUUUUUAUUUGUGAUGUCUGUCACGACAACGCAGAUCUUAGUAACUGGUUGUAUUAUUGUGCUGAUUGUGAUUUUGGCACACAUCUAAAAUGUGCCAUUUCCAAAUCUGUCAGACAACAAGAACCGAAACAGAGGAAAACAGAGAAGGAACCAAUCAAGAUACAAGAAAUUAAUCAAAAAGAGGAGAACAGAGGUAUAACAACAAGUAAAUCAAAAAAUCUGAAGCAUUUUAGCCACUCCCAUCCUUUGGAACUCUGUAAAGUUCAACAAUCAAAUGAAAUAAUCUGCUCAGGUUGUGAGGAUGAACUUUGUGACACUGCUAAUUACAAAUGCACAAAAUCCAUUUGCGAAUUCACCCUUCAUAAAUCAUGCUUCGAGUUACCAGAAAAAAUACAACACAGUUCCCAUCCUAAUCACCCUCUCACUUUGUAUCCUACUUCACCCGAACGACGACUCUAUUUUGGUUGCAAUGCUUGUGGUGAAAUACCAAACUCCUUUGUCUACGAAUGCCUCGAAUGCAACUUUAGUCUCCAUGCUAAAUGUGCAACAUCUUUAGCUGAAAAUAUAACUCGUGAGGAUCAUCAACAUUCCCUUAAACUCCAAUAUCAAUGGCCAUUUCCUAGUGAAGAUUCUGUAGAUAUCUAUUGCAAUGUGUGCGAUGGAUAUUGCAAUGAUAGCUUAUGGCUUUAUUACUGUGCCGAGUGUAAACUUGGCACACACUUGAAAUGUGUGACAGUUAAAAAGGAAGAAGAUUCGAGUCUUGAGAAUGAAAAAGAACCUGUACACGAAGAGAAUAUGACUAAUGCAGAGAGAUUGAUGAUGGCAACGAUCGAACUUCAAGAACAUCAGGCAAGGAUGAAUUUUCGAUCUAAUAUGGCCCAUCAAAAUGCACAAUUCAUGAACAAUUUGUUUAGUUAUCCUUAUCCACCUAAUUGCCACCCUAAAUUCAAGAAGUUUGUUAAGCUAGAUCUCUAUUAUAUUCAUGUCCUGUUGUUGAUAAGUGCAUCAACAAUACGAGAAAAAAUGGGAAGGGAGAAACGGACAUGUCAAGGUAAACAACACUUCAGCCAUCCACACAUCUUGAAACCCAUUGUGAAUCCAACUGAAACUCUCACUUGCAAUGCUUGUGAGCAUCCAAACAUUACUAGUAAUUUCUACGGUUGCAAUACCUGUCAAUAUUUUCUCCAUGAAAACUGCCUCAAUGCUCCGCGUUUUCUCAAUCAUUCAUCUCAUCCUUCCCAUCACUUGACCCUUCUACCAACUCCAACUUACUCGAAUCGUUCUUAUACUUGCAAGGCUUGUGGCUCUGCUGGCAAAGGUUGUAGCUUUAGCUGUGCCUGUUGUGAAUUCGAUACCCACAUGCACUGUGCCCUUUUGCCCCAAACUGUUGUCCUUCCCCAGCACCAUCAUCAUGAACUUGAGCUCAUAUUCGAAUCCCCUUUCUAUGAUGAUGGGAACACCGUUUUUGUCUGUGAUCUCUGUCGCGACAAUGUAGAUCUUAAUAACUGGUUCUAUUAUUGUGCUGAUUGUGACUUUGGUACACAUCUCGAAUGUGGCAUUUCCAAAACAGUCAGCCAAGAACGUCCGGAACUGUUGGGCAACAAACCAAGAGAAAAUCCAGUAGUGAUCAGGAAAACAGAGGAGGUACCCGUCAAGAACGAAAAAGAAAUCAAUCAAGAAGAAGAGGCAGAGGAGGAAGAAGCGGAAGAGGAAGAGGAAGAGGAAGAGGAACUCAAUUAUCCAAGUUCGAUUCUUAUUGAUAAACAUCCACAUGAGUUGGAGCUCUGCUUUGGUUCUCCUUACGAAGAUAAGGAUACCCUAUUUGCUUGUGAUAUGUGUAAUAUCGUAAUGGACUCGGAUGAAUCAUUAUACUAUUGUGCUGAUUGUGAUUUCGUGUCGCACUUGCACUGUGCAUCUCCUGAUGCUGAUGUUCUUCCGUCAUCACAUCCACGUUGAAAUCCAAAUCCAAAAUAUCAAAUUCCAAAUGUAAAUUCAUCAGUGGAGAUGAUAAAUUCAGUUAGUGAUGCUCAAGAGCGGCUUAUAGCAGCUCAAAUUGAAUCUCAGAUUGCAAGAAGAGGAAGACAGGCUAUACUGGAUUCGAUAGACGGGCCAUCACCAAGACGCUAUUACUACUAAAUGCUAUCCGCCUUUUCAAUCCUAUGUUAAUUUUCUGCAAAUCAAAUGCCUCUUGUAUUUCUAUUUUAUUUACCCCCAUUCAUAGGGCCCAAUUUGAGGAGGGAUAACCCUACCUAUCAAGAAUAUUUUCAUAUCCAGGGCUUGAAUUUAACACAUCGGACAUCAACACCGUCCACUAUACCACAUCCUGACGACUCUUGCAAUUUUAUCGUUCAUGUAUUGAUGGACAUCUUUCUCCAUCUUCUUUACGGUUUCUAUGUUAAUGUAUUCACAGUUGGUUGAUAAUGAUAUUGUUGAGUAGAAUUUACAUUUA
This is a messenger RNA of Solanum lycopersicum (tomato), 2946 nucleotides long. RefSeq lists its product as uncharacterized. The record is from RefSeq and is a predicted model, not a curated record. NCBI's taxonomy places the organism in Eukaryota, Viridiplantae, Streptophyta, Magnoliopsida, Solanales, Solanaceae.